This is a messenger RNA of Bipolaris oryzae ATCC 44560, 372 nucleotides long. RefSeq lists its product as uncharacterized. The record is from RefSeq and is a predicted model, not a curated record. The transcript has a single exon. Bases 1 to 372 code for a protein of 123 amino acids. NCBI's taxonomy places the organism in Eukaryota, Fungi, Ascomycota, Dothideomycetes, Pleosporales, Pleosporaceae.
AUGACUACAAACCGUGCUAACCCUACAACAGCGCCUCAUCGGGCCACUUCGUUCGUGAAGACAAACUGGUGUGUCACGGUCGCCGAUGUUGAUCGGAACGGCCAGCCGGUCAUCGUCGCAGGGGGACCUGCUGCACCAAAUGGAGAGUGUAGCUCACCGCCUACAUUUUAUGGAUUUCCAUAUGCGGCAACUAAUGAAGCAGCCAUCACAGAGAAACCAUCUGACGUGCCUGUUGGGAGGGCAUGGUGCGUUACUAUGGCUGAUGUUGAUAGAAAUGGGCAAAUGCUUCCGGUCGAUGCAGGUCCAGCAAUGUUAGAUGAUGAGUGUUACGCUCCUUCAAUGUAUCAGUGGAAAGGAGGGAUGGCUUCAUGA